Molecule: messenger RNA, 5339 nt
Organism: Phycodurus eques (leafy seadragon)
Lineage: Eukaryota; Metazoa; Chordata; Actinopteri; Syngnathiformes; Syngnathidae
Gene: glra1
Product: glycine receptor, alpha 1
Exons: 8
Coding region: 622-2142 (506 amino acids)
Biological process (GO): chloride transmembrane transport; nervous system process; regulation of membrane potential
Cellular component (GO): synapse; neuron projection; plasma membrane
Molecular function (GO): transmitter-gated monoatomic ion channel activity; extracellularly glycine-gated chloride channel activity; transmembrane signaling receptor activity
Source: RefSeq, a predicted model, not a curated record
GCUGCCUUUUCGCGUUCCCUCCCGCGACGCGACUUCUUCUCUUUCUCCUUCCCGGCGCGUCUGCACCGGCGGCGGCAGCAGAAGCGGCGGAAAGAGCGGCAGAUGCGGCGCGCAUGGGAGGAGCGUCCGCCGGCGAUGGCUGAGGAGCGCGUGCGCCCCUGAGGAGGAGGAGCAGCAGCAGCAGCAUCCUCAUCGUUGUCGUGGGGGUCCACUACUCUCCCACUUGGAUUAAAACACUUGGCGAGAACCCCUGCCCGCGCCCCCCGCGCGUCCCGUGCCCCCUCAUCUGAAGGAAUAUGCCUCGUUUUGCCGCCAGCUGUGAGGAUCUGUAAGCAGGAGGAGACCCCUCAUCUUCCUCCUCCUCCUCCUCUUCCUCCCUUCCCACUCUGGAGCCCCAUCCCGGACGCCCCCCCCUAGCCCCCCCAACCCAAACCUGUUUUUUCCCCAAGAGGACACAGGUGUGAUCGCAUGGAGGUCUGACGCCCCCAAACUCACCUUGGAGGUCCUCCACCCCGCACCUGCGCCCUCCCUCUUCCUUUGAAGGGCAAAGGGAAGUGUGACCCCCGCUUAAACCCCCCCCCCCACCCACCCAUCUCCCUUUGACCCCCGCCUCCCAAGAAAAUGAGACUCUCCAAAAUGUGCCGCCUGAACGCACUGAGCAUCUACUUGUGGGAGACGCUCGUCUUCUUCAGCCUGGCGGCGUCCAAGGAAGCGGCGGCUCGAAAAGCCGCCUCACCGAUGCCGCCCUCCGAGUUCCUGGACAAGCUGAUGGGCAAAGUGUCGGGUUACGAUGCCAGGAUCAGACCCAACUUUAAAGGUCCUCCCGUCAACGUCACCUGCAACAUCUUCAUCAACAGUUUUGGCUCCAUCGCUGAGACCACCAUGAAUAACACUGAUUCUGGCCUGUCCCAUGGAUCUGAAGAACUUCCCGAUGGAUGUGCAGACGUGCAUCAUGCAGUUGGAGAGCUUUGGCUACACGAUGAACGACCUGAUCUUCGAGUGGGACGAGAAAGGCGCCGUGCAGGUGGCGGAUGGCCUGACGCUGCCUCAGUUCAUCCUGAAGGAGGAGAAAGACCUCAGAUACUGCACCAAACACUACAACACUGGCAAGUUCACGUGCAUCGAGGCCCGCUUCCACCUGGAGCGUCAGAUGGGCUACUACCUGAUCCAGAUGUACAUCCCGUCCCUGCUCAUCGUCAUCCUGUCCUGGGUGUCCUUCUGGAUCAACAUGGACGCCGCCCCCGCCCGGGUGGGCCUGGGCAUCACCACCGUGCUCACCAUGACCACGCAGAGCUCGGGAUCCCGAGCCUCCCUGCCCAAGGUGUCCUACGUGAAGGCCAUCGACAUCUGGAUGGCCGUGUGUCUGCUGUUCGUCUUUUCGGCGCUGCUGGAGUACGCCGCUGUCAACUUCAUCGCUCGCCAGCACAAAGAACUCCUUCGCUUCCGCCGGCGGCGGCGACACAUGAAGGAGGACGACGGCGGCGACGGUCGUUUCAGCUUCCCGGGUUCGGGCUACGGCGUGGGCCCCGCGUGCCUGCAGAAGGACGGCAUGGCGGCCAUCAAGGGCAACAACAACAACGCGCCGGCGGCGGGCGGGCCGCCCGAGAAGAGCAUCGAGGAAAUGAAAAAACUCUUCAUCGGCCGCGCCAAACGAAUCGACACGGUGUCGCGCGUGGCCUUCCCCCUCGUCUUCCUCAUCUUCAACAUUUUCUACUGGAUCAUCUACAAAAUCAUUCGCAGCGAAGACAUACACAAACAAUAAAACACAACGACCGCAAGGACACGAUAUACUCAAACGACUGUCCUCCUCUUCUUUAUCUUGAUCCCCCUCUCCUCCUCCUUUUCUGUGUCCUCCUCUUCAUCACCUAUCUUCAUCCUUUUUCUUCUCUUCGUCUUUUCUCCUCCCCUUCAUCCUCUCCUCUUCCCCAUCUUAUCCGCCUCCUCGUCCUCUUCCUCCUUUUUAGCCCAACCAUCCUUUUACUCACUCAUCUUCUCGUCCUGCUCACCUUCCUCCUCUUGUCUCCGCUCUCCUUGAACAUUUUCGUCUUCCUCAUCUACUCUUCUUCCUCUUUGCAGGAUGGUACACAACAAAGCCAAACACAUUCACAAUCAACUCCUCCUCUUCCACCAGACAGGAAGUGAACAGGAACAUGACAAAUGAACCUAAAAGAAAAAAGGGGGAAAAAAUCUAUUGAGGAGAAGAGGCCACGCCCACCCGGCCAUGUGGGCGGGGGGCCGGGCCGUAUCGCAUUACAAACUCAAGCUCCGCCCUCUGACGGGACGCUACCGGAAUAUUUACGAACAUUUUGCUUCGACGUUAAUGCUAGCACGCUAACCUCAUCACAUGACCCCGCCCCUCCAGCAGCGGCCACACACACACACUCAGCAGUCUGUGCUUUCGGUCAUUAAUGAAUAAUUGUUCAACAGAUAUAUAUAUAUAUAUAUUUUUUUUUUUUUUUUUUUUUUUUUUUAUUGCAGUAAUUUUAUUUUUUUAUAUUGAUAUAUCUGGUUUUUGUCAUUAUUUUCUUGUCAUUUUGUUUAAUUUAUUCAUUAUUAUGAAGUGACUGGUUAUUUCUAUUUUGUAUUACUUUUUUAUUGUAUUUUUGCAUUUGUUUCUUUAUAAUGAUCUUUUUUAUUUUAUAUUUUUAUUUUAUUCUUUUUAUUUGGUAUGAUUGGAUAUUUAUUUUUUUAAUUGUUAUAUAUAUUCCUAAUUUAAAGUAAUAUAAAUAUAAAUAAUCUUUUUAUUUCUUUGCGGUAUAUUUUUUGUUAUAAUUGUUCAUUAUUUUAUCAGGAAUGAUGAUUUCUAUUAUAUAAUUUUUGUUAUUCGUUUUCUAUUUAUUUUUCAUCACAAUUUUUUCUUUUAAUUUUAAUUAUUGUAUUGUAACUUGUCAUUAUUUAUUUAGUUUUUUUAUUGAUUUUUUUUUUUUUUUAUUCUAAGGACUGAUUUCUUUUUGACGGCCAUGCCAAACAAGCGAGCGUUUGACUUUGCCGUGAUUUCGUGCUUCCUGAACUUCGGCUUCUCUAUGCAAAGCGCUCCCUUCGUAUGCAAAUGAUGUCGCCAUCGCCCACCAAUCAUCUGCCGAUUGUGUCGAUCAUCAUCCGUCAUGUGACACCAAGCCAGAACUCAAAUUGUCGCUUUUGUCUCAUUUGGACAAAUGAGAUUUUAAACGACAGAACUCGAUGACAAACUGUCGAAGUUGUCACAUGUUUAGCUUUUCUUUUCUUUUCUGCCAGAUGUUGUCUCCAUCACACUCCGAACCAGCAGGGGGCAGCAGCAACGUGCAAAAAUAUUGUCAACUUCAAUAUUUGUGUUUGAUUUUCCAAGGUCAAAGACAUUUAAAAAUAGCGUACUAAUGCUAUUUAGCUAACAGCUAGCUAAAAUGCAAAUCAAAGCCAAUUAAAUUAGCUUCUGCGCUAGCCUCAUCAGCAGCUGCUAUUUUCAGCCUAAAAAUCAUUCUGUAGUUUUUUGUGUGUCACAUUUUUGAGAAUCAUUUCAUUUAGUGAACGCGAUCGCACAAGCCACUAGCAGCCAAGUUUUUAGGUUGUUGUUUUUUUAACGUCCUGCAAAACAUUUCAUUGUUGACUCACUCGCAAGUUGACAUCGCAUCGCAGCCAACAAAACGCGCGCGCUAAAUAUCGCUAAAAGACUUGACGUGGGACAUAAACAAAAGCUAAGUUGCAAAUAGAAGCUCUUUUUGUGACGCACAAAAGCGCCCUUUAGUGCUUCUCUCGACAUUUACCAACACAGCAAACUUUUAGGUUGUCAACUUAAAACAUUUGCUUUUCAAUGAAUUUUUUGCACACUGAAAAUGAAGCUGAAAUUGUUUUAUUUUGUUUUAACUUUUUCAGCGUCACAUUCCUGCUGCUUGUUUCCAGUAACAGCACAUCCGUCGCCAUCUGGUUGUCACAGAGUCAUCUGUUUGUAACAAAAAAAUGUUUUUAUUACAGUUUGUGCCAUAGCCGCUGCUGCUAACUAGCUAGCUGGCUAACUAGCAAGCUGCCUAACAGUUUGAGGGCUCGCGCGUGAAGGAAAAUAAAAUACAAAACGAGGACUGACAUGGAAACGGGGGUGGGCAAAGUUUUGAUUUUGAAAACCGACACAAGGGCCAAGUCCAAAAAUAAUGUAACUACAUAAGGUCAUUUUCAUUUGUAUGGAUAUUUAUAAUUAUUGAAUUAGAAAUGUCAAUUAUAAUUAAAUUGAGUUUUUUCCUUUUUUUUACAACUGAUUUAAUUGAUUAUUUCCAUUUUUUAUAAUGAUAUAUAUAUAUAUUUAUACACAUGUAUAUAUAUUGAUUAAUAAUUUAAGUGUAUUAGAAAUAAUACAUCAUAUAAAGUAACUUAAGUCGUAGUUUAAAAUAUGCAUCUCCUUGUUUAUUGUCAAAUGAUUUAUUUUGAUAUUUUUCAUUGGAUUAUUUACAAUAAAAUAGUUCAAUGAAUGAGAUUCAGGAAUAAAACUAACAAAUUGAAUUCAAAUUAUUAUUUUUUUUUCUACUUACAAUAAAUCAAAUGUAUAGAUGCAUUAAAAAUAUAUUUAUGAAAAUAUUUUGUAUUUCCUUAUUUACCAUCAAUGAUUUAUUGAGAUGAGUGACUCAAAAUGGUGUGUAUAUUUUGCCCACCCCUGACCUUUGACCCGCAAACAUUUUUGUGCUUCCAAUGGCGUGAGGUCAUGUGACUUUCUCACGUCACAGUUAUGAGGCGUUAUUAAUUAUGACUUGGGAAGUUUGGGUGGGACUUGUAUAUUUUGGGGGUUGUCUUUUCAAGUAGCAUGUUUGAUUUGUUGCAUUUGACGGACGGCCGAGACGAUUGACUCCGGAUUCUUGCCGAUUCUUUUUGCACAUGUCGGAAUGGCCUUACUCUUCUCUUCUCUUCUCUUCUCUUCUCUUCUCUCCCUUCCUUCGUUUCGCUUUUUGAGCUUCUGCGGUGGGCGGCACGAAGCGCAGCGGCCCUCUCGCUUCUGCCAGCCGGCGCAAGCAGGAUGGAGGGGGAAAAAAAAAAAUCUAUAUUAAAAGUCCAGUAAAAAAGUGACUCCAAUCACUUUUAUUUUCUGGAAUCUGAAUAUUUUGCAUGAGUAUGAAGAAAAAGAAGAAGAGAUUGGCAGAUGUUUUGCUUGCACACAACAACAACAAAAAACUGUGAAACAAUUUGAAGAAAAAAAAAAAAGAAUGUAGCGUUCCUGCUGUAUCUGUACAUAUAUACAUAUAUUCUAUUUAUUGAAAUAUGUCCUACUAAUUAUUCUAUUAUUGACCUUUUAUCGACAUAAUUUUGAACAAUGUUGGCGAACGCUUCCUCGAAGAUCUGUCAUGUUCAAAAAAAAAAAUUAAAAACUGAAAAUAAAUCAC